Messenger RNA from Nezara viridula (southern green stink bug), 1977 nucleotides. NCBI's taxonomy places the organism in Eukaryota, Metazoa, Arthropoda, Insecta, Hemiptera, Pentatomidae. The record is from the annotation of a GenBank genome assembly.
CAAGGAGGUAUACAUUUUUUAAAUAAAUAACUGCUUUUGGGAAUAAUAAUAUGAGUAAAAAGAUUUCAUGUUAAUAUUAUAUUUAACAGUCUUUAAUUGAUACAGAUGAGAUAAUGUUAAAUUAUUUUAAUAUAUAAAUUUAACUUUUCUAUUUGGUUAGCAUCAUAUGAUUCCUCUAAAUAACUUAAAUGGAAUUAAAUGUGAAUAUUAAUUUUUAAGCCUUUUUAUUUAUAACAAAUGAUUAAUAUAAUCAGGAAUAUAUAGAGUAAAAUAUGUAGAUGUACUUAUAAUUAAAAUUUCACAGCUAUACCAACAGACAGGUUUGUCAUAUCCAACAAUUUUAACCAAUAGAUGAGGAAAAGAACAUAAAAAUUCACUCUGAACAUCAAGUUUUGUUAAAAAUUGAAACUUACAAUAUUUUACAGAAAUUAAAUAUAAAAUGUAAACAGUUGUUUGGUAAAAUAAAAUAACUCUAAACCUAACCUUUGAUGAAGUGGAAAUAUUUUCUCUUCAUCUUUUAGUGAAUGGUCUAUGACAACAAAUGUUAUUUUCAGUCGAAGAGUAGAUCUUUAAAUAUACAUAGAAUUUGGAGAAAGAAACUUUGACAGGCAAAACAGAUGGAUGAUAAAAAGGAUAAGGAAAGACUUAGUAUUUAUGAAACAUGGUGGAAGCAUUUAAUAGCUGGCUCAAUGGGUGGUAUAGUUUCAAGAUCUUGUACGGCACCGUUGGAUCGACUGAAGGUUUUUGCUCAGGUUACUGGUGAAUUUUAUCAUCCCGUUUGGGGCUUGGUGAAGAUUGUAAAGAAAGAUGGAUUUUUUUCUCUGUGGAGAGGUAAUGGAAUAAAUAUGAUGAAGAUUACACCUGAAACAGCAAGUAAAUUUCUAAUUUAUGAAUACGCAAAAUUGUUGAUGGGAGCUGAACAUGAAUCGCUUACUAUCUGGGAAAGAUUUAUUUGUGCUGCAUGUGCCGGGAUAUUUAGUCAAACAUUGAUUUAUCCUAUAGAAGUUCUGAAGACCCGCAUGGUAAUAAGAGAAGGAAGAAAUAGCGUACAUUCGCUGAAAAACGUUUAUAAAACAUUGAUAAGAAACAAAGGACACAUUGGCUUGUUCCAAGGAUACUUUUCAACGAUAGUGGGCAUUAUACUCUUCACUGGAACUGAUUUAUGCACAUAUGAGACUACGAAAAUCUUCCUCCAAGAUCGAAUAUUAGAAGACGAGACAGAAGUUCCUUUGCCUAUCAUUCUGACAAGUGGUAUUUUCGCUUGUAUAACUGGACAAGCAGUUGCAUAUCCUCUUUCAAUGGCAAGUACAGCAGUGCAAGCUUCAGAGACAAAAGUUGAGGCCCGAGAUAUAUUGUAUAAAAGGUUUAAGCAACGAGGGUUAUAUGGCUGGUAUCGAGGGUCUAGCAUGUCAUAUCUGAAAGCAUUACCAGCAGUCUCUCUCACUUAUUUAGUCUAUGAAGUGACAUUGAACCAACUUGGAGCUCAUAUGACACACUGAUCAUGGAUAACAGUUUUUUAGGCCUAGAUUCAGAAUUUGUUGGCAAUCUUGUUUACGGAGGUGUAGCCAUUUAUACUAUUAUCCGCAACUUCUUUGGAAUUGCUGUAAUAUUUUACAAUAAUUGGAAUGCAUUAAAUAUACUGAGAUGGGUUCUUUCAGUUUACAAUUUUGGGAGAGCCUUGCUAACAAUAUACAGAAUAUUUUACGGAAAUGAUUCGGAUAAUAAUUUAUACCAAAUUGGGAUGACAAUGAUUAAUGUUUUUGGAUUUAAUAUCACCCUAAUUGGUCUUUUAAGUGUUUUAUUGGCCACUUCAGGAGUUAUUGGCAAAGGGUUUACUAUUUACAAUUCAUUGAAAGUUGUAUUAGCAGUUUUACAGUUAAUUGGUGGAAAAAUGGAUCUCUAUAAUAGUAUAAUGGCUGGGAUAACAGUGCUCCUGGGUUAAUUUUAUCUCAUUAUAAAUAAAGAUCUCUGAUUCUA